Galeopterus variegatus (Sunda flying lemur) is the source of this 588-nucleotide messenger RNA. RefSeq names its product chromosome unknown open reading frame, human C5orf20 (gene DCANP1). Lineage: Eukaryota; Metazoa; Chordata; Mammalia; Dermoptera; Cynocephalidae. The record is from RefSeq and is a predicted model, not a curated record.
AUGUGCCGACAGAGCAUCCCCUACAAACAGAACUUGAAAAGCCAUGGCCUAGAGGUGGCACCUGAGCAUCCAUGUCUGAAGAGAGGAACUCCACCAGAGAACCUCUGGGACAAGCUACUGCCACUGGCACCUCUCUCCAGGGCCUUGCUGAGGGUUCUUUUCCCUCCAGGAAGAAACAAACCUGUUCCAGAUGAACUGCACGGCAGGCUGACAGAUGACAGGACAGACACAGGAUGGGAGGGAGCCAGGAAACAUCUGGUGGGUUGUUUCAGACUCUCAGUUCACGAAAUCUCCCCGGGAAACUCACACCUUGCCUCCUACCAAGUUUUCAAGACAAUAAAGCUCUGCCCCCGCUGAGCUCCAUUUUUCUUGAGUAGAAAACUGUUGAAAUCAUCAGAUCCAUGACACCCACCACUCUCUCCUAAAGGUUGGAAUUUUCAGGUUGGCUUCAGACCCUGGUCUACACACUUUAUAACACCUUCUUUUGCCUGCACAGUCAGCCUGAGCAGGUGGGGGAGUCCCUCCCAGCAAUCUCCUCUGCAUUCCUGCAGCUCCCACACACAGGGCAGACCACAUGGCCAAGGGGAC